AAACUUUAUGACAACAAUAAAACCCCUCACAAGAUUCAGCAUAUCCACCAUUUUUACCAAAGGCAAAAUCCUCCAUGAUUCUGACCAACCACUACUUUCUUAGUUUCCUCUCCCUCAAUUCAAAAUUUGCUUCAAAUUUUCUCUCAUUAAAUAACCAAUUCAAGUUUUCUGCAAGAAUGCAACUUUAGAUGGACUCCAGGGGAGGAGAUUUCUUGAACUUUUAGUUUUGAAUUGCACCUUCAAGUCUGAAACUUUUCUGUGACCUCCUUGCUCAUCUCAGUGUUCUUGGUUCAGCUCGUAAGUUUCUUUGCCCUGAUUAAAUCUGCUUAUUUCCAAACUGGGCGUGCAUAAUUUGUCAAAAGAAUCAUAAAGUUUGGAUCUUUUAGGCGUUUGAAGUCGAAAGUUUCUUCAAAAGGUAAAUAACUUGUUUUAUAAUUAUUUUCUAUAAUUCGGUGAUGACAUGCGCCUUUUAGAUUCUGUGGAUCUUUUAUAAGAGGUGAUGUAGUGCAUAAGAAUGAGCUGGUAAACUUGUGUAUUUUGAUUCACAAAAUCAGUCUACAUUUAUAAUUUAUCAAGUAGAAUCAAGUAACAGAUAGGACAGAUUUCAUAGCCAGCUCUGGAUUAUGAAAUUUUCUGAAUUUUGCUACAUCUUUUUGCUGUGGAAGUGCUAUUUAAUUCAGUUGCUUAUUUUUUAUGGUUGAAUUAUUGAAGUAACUGAUUUUCAUUUCAAAGUUUGAAUCUUGGUUUAAAAUGCGCCAGAUCUUUUCUCUUAAGUUCUGCCAAAGUAAUUCACCGAGGCCAAUGUAUAUUCUUUUUAGGAUGUAUUAUAAAUUUUUGGUUACCUUGGGGAAAAAUGAAAUUCUAUUGGCAGUGCUUUCUUCAGUAUUUUAGUUCCUCGCGUAAAUAGUUCACUGGACUUUUUCCUUUCUGGAUUCUUGUUCAACGAUGUAAUUUGUAUGGUUGAAGGUAGUGGUUCUGUUAAUGCUGAGAUUUUCAUAUGCAAGGCAGUAGUUUAUUUCUUUUCAAUUUAGAUUGGAUAAAUAUCUUGUGUAAUAUGUAUGCUUUAGUGCUUUGAAAUCUCUGGAAUUGAAUAAUGGAAUAAUUACUAAGAGAAUGAAGGCCUGGAUUGUUUGUUAGUAUUAAUGAGGAUUGCCGACUCUCUUAAGCUUGGGCAUGAUCUGUAUGGCACCAGUGCAGCUAGAAGUUGUACAUCAUCAUGUUGAGCUCAUAAUGUUGGCUUAUGCCGGUAUCAUGCAUCCUGAAAUCCGAAGACCAACUAGUGGAUUGCUUGAACAUACUUUUCUUACUUCAGCCUGUUGUCAUUUGCAUAUUCCUCGAACUGUAUUUUGAUCAAAUGAGUCCUAAAAGAAUCUGUAUUGACCAAGAUAUGGUAACCGUGCAUUUCUCUAUAGAUGGCAACUGGCAAGUGAACCAUGGAUGUAAAAACUAGUUAACUCUUGAAUUUUCUGUUUCAGGUGGAGAGUGGAGCAAUACCACCCAUUGGAUAAACAGUUUCAUGAAAAACUGCUCCCGUCUUGCUUGUUAAAAUGAAGAACGUGCAGGAUCAACAGCAAGACAUCAAGCCUAAUAUUAUUGCGCAUGAUUACCAAACUGAGCCGCCAAAUAAUGCCACAGAGGCGGCUAUACCAGACUCAGGUUCAGUCUCGGCAUCAAGCAAUGACAACAGAAAAGUAUCCCGUGAGGAUAUCGAACUUGUGCAGAAUCUAAUAGAACGAUGUCUACAGCUGUACAUGAAUAGAGAUGAGGUGGUAAAGACCCUACUCAAUCGUGCUAGAAUUGAUCCUGGUUUCACAACAUUAGUGUGGCAGAAGUUAGAGGAAGAAAAUGCUGCCUUCUUCCGAUCCUACUACAUAAGGCUUAAGUUGAAAAAACAAAUAAUUUUAUUUAACCACUUGCUAGAGCAUCAGUUUCAUCUAAUGAAAUACCCUGUGCCUCCGAAGGUUCCAUUAGCUCCCAUGCAGAACGGAAUCCAUCCAAUGCCUGUCACCAACUUGCCAAUGGGAUACCCUGUUAUACAGCAUCCUCCCGUUCCAGCUACCGGUCAACCUCAUAUCGACCCUAUGGGCUAUUCAACAUCUAGCUGUCACAUUGUCAAUGGUGUUCCUGCCCCGGGAAAUUUUCAUCCUAUGCGAAUGAACUCUGGGAACGAUAUGGUGAUUGACACAAAUACAUCCGAUGUAUCCCCAAUUAUGCCACCAAACAAUGCGAUGUCCUCAAUGUCGGAUAUACCUGUAAGCCCUACAUCAGUGGCAUCAAGCGGCCAUUUCCCGUUUAGCACAUCGGAAAUAUCAGGCAUGGGGGUUGAUGCUUCGGCACUUGACACAGCUUUUACAUCUGAUGUGGCAAGUUCAGUAGGACUGCAGCUUCCUCCGGAUAAUGGAGUUGGAAAUUCUAGAGAUUCCCUCAGGUCCUUGGCUCAGAUUCCCUGGAAUUUUAGUCUUUCAGACCUGACAGCAGAUUUAUCAAACUUGGGAGAUUUAGGAGCUCUCGGAAACUAUCCUGGCUCUCCAUUUUUGCCUUCUGAUUCUGAUAUUCUACUUGAUUCUCCAGAACAAGAGGAUAUAGAGGAGUUCUUUGUCGAUUCUGAUUCUGUGCCAGGGCAAUGCCCACCAUCGGAUGAGGAGAAGUCGUAGCUGGGGACCUCAGUUUGCUGAAGUUUGCCAAACUUUAGUCUAGUUUGAGGUUAUGUUUACAAUAAAAUCAUUAAAGGAUUAUCUAUAUUAGGAUACAACGAUGAGGGCCUAGUUUAUAACAACGUUUAGAAACCACCAGAGAUAUCGGAACAUUAACCGCUCCAUCUCUGUUGGCGUUGUAGAAGCAGGCGUUUUAGUUCCCACCCUUUUGUGGUGGAUGUUGUUGUCCUAAUUUCAUGUUUUGAUGGAUUUUCGCACCACAGUUUUUUAUAAACCAAGGUUUUAUCA
Messenger RNA from Salvia splendens (bonfire salvia), 2942 nucleotides. RefSeq lists its product as uncharacterized. The transcript is spliced from 8 exons. The coding region runs from base 1548 to 2654 and encodes 368 amino acids. Lineage: Eukaryota; Viridiplantae; Streptophyta; Magnoliopsida; Lamiales; Lamiaceae. The record is from RefSeq and is a predicted model, not a curated record.